Messenger RNA from Cherax quadricarinatus, 1368 nucleotides. Lineage: Eukaryota; Metazoa; Arthropoda; Malacostraca; Decapoda; Parastacidae. The record is from RefSeq and is a predicted model, not a curated record.
AAAUUUUAUUUCUGGGGAUUUAGAAUGGCCAAUGGCCCAGUCUAUGGCCCAUGUUAGAGCCUUGGCCCUUGUCAGUGUAUUAUGGCAUUUUUAAGGGCCAUAUUGGGCCAUAUGGACCGUUCCUGGCAGCCAGUCACACGGACCGUACGUGUACCGGUCUACUGAGACGGUCCACAGACCACUUUCAGAGCUGUGCACUAGUGCGGUCUGGCUCUACGAGGAUCUGCCUGGCUCUGCGAGGAACUAUCUGGCUCUACGAGGAACUACUUGGCUCUACGAGGAUCAACCUGUCUCUACGACUAUCAACCUGGCUCUACGAGGAUCUGUCUGGCUUUACUAGGAUCUACCUGGCUCUACGAGGAUCUACCUGGCUCUACUAGGAUCUACCUGGCUCUACUAGGAUCUACCUGGCUCUACUAGGAUCUAUCUGGAUCUACGAGGAUCUACCUGGCUCUACUAGGAUCUAUCUGGAUCUACGAGGAUCUACCUGGCUCUACUAGGAUCUACCUGGCUCUACUAGGAUCUACCUGGCUCUACGAGGAUCUACCUGGCUCUACUAGGAUCUAUCUGGCUCUACGAGGAUCUACCUAGUUUACAAAAUACUGCCUGGCUUUACAAAGCUCUACCUGGCUCUAAAGGGCUCUAUAAAUUAUACAAAACUCUGCAAGGCUCUAAAAAGAACUACAAGGCUCUACAAGCUCUACCAAAGAUCUACAAGGUUCUACAAGGCUCUACAAAGUUCCACCUGGCUCUACCUGGCUAGCAGGUUGGGAAGCAGUGACGGGACAGAAUGGCAGAUAUGAUGACCAAGCUCUUGUACCAUCGCAUGAGGGAAAUGGUACUCACAGAGGAAGACUUAAAUACUUAUGGCUACCCACGGCCUCACUCUCAGCCAGGAAGAGCCGUGAUUCACAGAGCAGCGAGUCACUACAACAUCAUGAACAAUUUCAACACGCGUACCUGCCAGCGUUGCAAAACAUCUUAUAGCAUUGAUGCUGCAGGGAAUCUCAUCUCACCUGAGCCUUGCAAUUAUCACUGGGCUAAGCUGUCAACCGGUACUGUGCCUACCUACUACUGCUGUCGUGGAAAGGUGUCAUCCCAGCCAUGCUGUACCGCUCCAAGACAUGUAUCUGAUCAAAUUGAUCCAGAUAAUUUAAUUGGCUUCAUUAAUACCCAGCAAAGCCAUGCUAGGAAGGAAUCUAUCUUUGCAAUGGACUGCGAGAUGGUGCACACCUCAGUCGGAAUGGAUGUUGCAGCCAUAUCUAUGGUGGACUGUAAUAGCAAGUCAGUCUAUGAGACCUUGAUCUUACCUGAUGCUCCAGUCAUAGACUACAACACCAAACACUCAGGACUAACCGAGAAAGAGUU